AUGGACACAGCUAAUAAGGAAAAUAAAGAAAAUGUUAGUGCAUCAAACUUGGUGAAUCCUGUUGCACUACGACCAGUCGCGUUUCAUGUAUUUACCAGAAAAUAUGAUUUAAACAUUAAUCGGGAUUCCUUGCAAGAAUUAGCUGCGUAUGUAUCGAAAAGAUGUGGCUUGCAAUGGCGAAGCCAGUGUGAACCACUCUUAGAUGAAAUUGCCAAGACUUGGAAGCGAACGCAUGACUCGGAACCAAUUGUGACAAAACCUCUCUUAUCCUCCUUGUUAACCAAUUUGACCGUUCCUCAUGAAGCACGUACAUCUUCGUUUUCUCGGGCGCCAACGCUCGACUCAACUAAUUCACUCUUACGUUCUAGCAGUACUCAAGUUCGAGAUACUCUUCGCGAAGACGAUUAUUUCCGAGUCAUUGAUGCCUUUCAGCUUCCGAAGAGAAUAUAUGACUCGAGCCGAAAAAUCUUCGUUCCGUCGAAAACUAGUCCAAGCCUGCUGGCUCCAGCUUCUGCUUCUGUGGAUAUGCUUCACCGUAGGUUUCACGUAGUAUAUAGUCGAAUUCUCAGAAACGAAAAUUUCCAAAACCCAUCUUUUAGUGGAUCAUUUUCCCAAACAAAAUCGCAUCAAAUUACGCCAAUUAGAAAUCUUUUAGGAAGAUCUGGUGGUGAGUUUUUGCUUUUCGGACUUUUGUCGCUAGCACCUGAUGGAAAACUUUGGUUAGAGGAUUUGGACAGUCAAGUACAACUUGAUAUAUCGAAAGCUACCUUUGGGUUUGGUCAUUUUUGCGCCGGUUGCUUAGUUUUGGUUAACGGGCAGUUUAUGGACUCUGGUGUUUUCUUGGUUACGGAAGUCGGCCAUCCACCUAUAGAAAGGAGGGAAACCUCUUUAAAAGCUCUCUCUCAAGUAGAUUCCUUUGGAUCCCAACUAGACGCUAAUCAAGUCGCUUUACUCCGUCAUGCUGAACAAGCUUAUAAAGCGCCUUUUGUUUUCCUCAGCGAAGUCCAUCUCGAUGAUACACGAUGUCUACAGGCAUUAGAAAAAGUAUUUCAAAAAUACGAAUACAUCGAACUGCUACCUGCUUGUAUCAUUUUGUGCGGAAGUUUUACAUCCACAGCAUUUCACAACUCGGGUAGUUCCUUAGAUUAUAAAGAGGGAUUCAAUAAACUAGCUCUUAUUUUUGCUAAAUUCCCGAAGAUUUCAAGAGAUUGCAAAGUUAUAUUCGUUCCUGGUCCUAAUGAUCCUUGGACUACUUACGGUCUUUCGUUGAUGCCAAAGCGUGCAAUUCCUCUUCAUUUUGUUAAUCGUGUCCAAAGGAUAUGCAAAAAUGCUAUAUUUACUUCUAAUCCUUGUAGAAUAUCUUUCUUUUCCCAGGAGAUUGUAAUCUAUCGUGAUGACAUUACCGGAAGAUUCCAAAGACAUGGCUUAAAAGCUUCUCAAAACGCUAAAUCUGACACGCUUCCUCUUGAGGAGCAACAGUUGUAUCAAAACAGAAAGCUCGUGAAGACUAUCCUAGAUCAGUCGCAUUUGUCUCCAUUCCACCCUAGAACAAGGCCUGUGCUUUGGGACUUCGAUUAUUCCUUGAGUACUUUUCCUUUACCUAAUUGUUUGGCAAUUGUGGAUUCCCAAGUUCCAUCUUUCAAUGUUCACUAUGGCGGUUGUCUAACACUGAAUCCGGGACCAUUGAUACUUGGUCUGCAUUACAAUUGGCAAGAACUCCAUCCAGUUACCAAACAAGUUAUCUCGUAUCAAGAGCGUCUUUAA
Messenger RNA from Schizosaccharomyces osmophilus, 1764 nucleotides. RefSeq names its product DNA polymerase epsilon catalytic subunit B, Dpb2 (gene dpb2). Gene Ontology annotation, biological process: DNA-templated DNA replication; error-prone translesion synthesis. The transcript has 4 exons. Bases 1 to 1764 code for a protein of 587 amino acids. Gene Ontology annotation, molecular function: DNA binding. Gene Ontology annotation, cellular component: epsilon DNA polymerase complex. NCBI's taxonomy places the organism in Eukaryota, Fungi, Ascomycota, Schizosaccharomycetes, Schizosaccharomycetales, Schizosaccharomycetaceae. The record is from RefSeq and is a predicted model, not a curated record.